GCCAUCCACCCGCUACGGACAGAGGCGAAAAGGCUCCCAGGUGUUUGAAUGAGAAAGCUGACCCCUUGUGGCUAUUGUUUUCAAGGUUCACCGGAAGAAUCAUUUUUCCUAACUAUGUUUCAAAUCGUGUUCUCCAAAAAGACAAGUGCCCACUCCCACACUGAAGGAGUAUGAAUGAAGUGUCAGCUGUACAAAUUUUUGCUAUUGUGAUAACUGUUCUAUUAGCUGUGGGAAUCAUUACAUGUGUUAUUAGCCAUUACAAAAUGGGAGCAAGAUCUUGGAGUGAUCAGCGUAGCAGAAAACAAACAUCUACUCGACAAUAUCAACAAGCCUCUACUCAGCAGCAACCAUACACCUAUUCCUUAACCCCUACCACUGCUUCAACUAUGUAUACACCUACAUCUGUUCAGGAAAGACAGCGUCUUGAGGCAGGAGCUCACCAUGAUCAUCUUGUGAGAUUGCAUUCUGUUCAGAAUGAUUUUGCUUUGAAUCUUCCCCAUUCCAUCGCUUUGCCUGAUGGUGAAGAGGGCCCUAGGUGUGAAUCGAAGUUUCUGAAUCUAAAGGAUCCUGAACAACAUGCUGAGAUUACUCGCAGCUUUAUAAGGCCACCACCAAAUCGAACUGUUCCAGAUGGCACUACUCUUCCACCUUUUCGAUCCAAUUCAGUUGGUAUCUUCCAAAAGCCUUCUCUACCACCAGUUCACACAGACGCUGCUACUCUAGUCACGCGAUCACAUAGCGUGAGCUCUAGCAAUACUCAAAGUUGUAAACUGGGGUAUCCAGUAGGACAAAAUACUCCUAUCUCUAAUCCUGUAUCCUCAAAGCCACAGUUACCAUCAUCAUUAUCUGUGAACUCUCAUUUGUCUGAUAAUAGUAGGAACUCGAACAGGACGUAUCAUUGUAUAGAAGUAACAGCAGAUAAAUACAAUAAUACUGAUCCACCUCCUCCAUAUAGCGAUGUAGUUAAUGAAUGGGACGUAAACAUAGUUAGUAAGCAAGAUAAUAGUGGUGUUUGACACUGAAACACUUAAGUCUUUCAUUUACUCAUAGUUGUGAUAAUCUGCCCCUUUUCUGCUAGAAAUUGAGGAAGAUCAUCUGCAGCAAAUCUGCUCUUCCUGUGUUCUUAAAAAGUUAGCGAGGCUUCCAUGCUGCCUAUGCUUAUACCAUCAGAUGUUAAAAGACCUAAUGUUCACAGUGCCUCAUAGUUAUUUUGUUUGUGUCUGUUUUGCCUUUCUUCAUUUAUGUGUAUUGUAUUGCUGAUUGUACUUGGAUUAGUUUCAAGUAGCUCUUAAUUUCGAUUAAAACUGUGCAUUUGGUUUUUGUGGCGUUGUAUUGUAAAUCAGUUGUUAUGCUUUACAUUUCAAUGACUUCUGAUUUCAAGAAAGAAACUAAAUUUGCGCCCAUUGAGGCGUUCUGUGAUACGUCUAUGUGCAUAAUGAUUGGGCAGUAUUAAAUAAAAGUUGUGUAUGUGCGUCCUCGGUGCAUGCAUGGGGAAUUCUUUGAAAGUAUGGGUUUUGAAUGCUGUUGCUGUUGUGUUCAUAGGACAGGUUUUUCAUAACAAAAGUAACAUGAUACUGCUGCUCUUUAAAUCAUAUAGGGCAUUGGUGCUAAUCAUAAAAAGUAUUUAUAAAAUUGUUGGCAUUCAUUAAAAAUGAUGUAAGUUGAAUGUAAAAAAUUUGUUAAUUGUACUGAAGAAAACACAUUGUAAUACUUAAAAGAAAAUCUCCUGUAUACCAAAGACACUGUUAUUAUUGUUUUUAAACUAAAUUAUCAGACAUAAUAGGGAUAAGUUAACAUUAGCUCAACACAACCAUUGGUACUACCAAAAUUAUCUUAUUUUCUUAUGUAUGUGAAGUCUAUCUUGAGGUGCUAUGUAAUAUACAGAAAGAAAAAGAAGGAAAAUGAAACCCAAAUGUAAGGCAAAUAUACAGAUAAAUGGUUUAAAUAUUUUUUGAGUGCAAUUUGUUUUCCUAAUCUUGACCUGUGCUUUUUAUUUCCUCAAAGGCAGAUUUCAUAUUUUUGUGAAAUAAUUAAAUUGUGCUAUAAUUUAUUUCAAUAUUUAGCUAUUAGUUUUUAUAUUAAUGUAUUCUUGAUGUAUCUUUGAAACUCAUUUUCUGACCAUAAACCUUCACAUUGAAUUAUUUAUCUUUUGGCUCUCA
Messenger RNA from Uloborus diversus, 2159 nucleotides. Its product is annotated as protein TMEPAI-like. Gene Ontology annotation, cellular component: Golgi membrane; early endosome membrane. Gene Ontology annotation, biological process: negative regulation of transforming growth factor beta receptor signaling pathway. Bases 171 to 1016 code for a protein of 281 amino acids. Lineage: Eukaryota; Metazoa; Arthropoda; Arachnida; Araneae; Uloboridae. Gene Ontology annotation, molecular function: R-SMAD binding. The transcript has 4 exons. The record is from RefSeq and is a predicted model, not a curated record.